Molecule: messenger RNA, 1214 nt
Organism: Euleptes europaea (tarantolino)
Lineage: Eukaryota; Metazoa; Chordata; Lepidosauria; Squamata; Sphaerodactylidae
Gene: ISL2
Product: ISL LIM homeobox 2
Exons: 6
Coding region: 14-1108 (364 amino acids)
Biological process (GO): positive regulation of transcription by RNA polymerase II; neuron fate specification; axonogenesis
Cellular component (GO): nucleus
Molecular function (GO): DNA-binding transcription factor activity, RNA polymerase II-specific; cis-regulatory region sequence-specific DNA binding
Source: RefSeq, a predicted model, not a curated record
UCCUCUUUUCUGCAUGGUGGAUAUUAUUUUUUCUCAUCCUUUCCUGGGGGCUAUGGGGGAUCAUCCGAAAAAGAAGCCCGGGAUAGCCAUGUGCGUGGGCUGCCGGAGCGAAAUCCACGACCAGUACAUCCUGAAGGUCUCCCCGGACCUGGAGUGGCACGCAGCGUGUCUGAAAUGCGCGGAUUGUAGCCAGUAUUUGGACGAGACCUGCACCUGUUUUGUGAGGGACGGAAAGACCUAUUGCAAAAGGGAUUAUAUCAGGCUCUUCGGGGUGAAGUGCGCCAAGUGCGCGGCGGGCUUCAGCAGCAGCGACCUGGUGAUGCGCGCCCGCGACCACGUCUACCACCUGGAGUGCUUCCGCUGCUCGGUGUGCAGCCGCCAGCUCCUGCCGGGGGACGAGUUCUCGCUGCGGGACCACCAGCUCCUCUGCCGCGCCGACCACAGCCUCCUCCUCGACCAGGCCGGCGCCGACCACAGCCCCCCGCGCAGCCCCGGGCACCUGCCCGCCGCCAGGCAGGGCCUCCCGCUGGCAGAUUCGGGGGGUCCCGGCCGGCAGCCCUCCCUGCGCGCCCACGUGCACAAGGCGGCGGAGAAGACCACGCGGGUGCGGACGGUGCUGAACGAGAAGCAGCUGCACACGCUGCGCACCUGCUACGCGGCCAACCCACGGCCCGACGCGCUCAUGAAGGAGCAGCUGGUGGAGAUGACGGGCCUGAGCCCCCGCGUCAUCCGCGUCUGGUUCCAGAACAAGCGCUGCAAGGACAAGAAGAAGUCCAUCCUCAUGAAGCAGCUGCAACAGCAGCAGCACCACGGAGACAAGGCAAGCCUGCAGGGCCUGACCGGGACCCCGCUGGUAGCCGGCAGCCCGAUCCGCCAUGACAGCACCGUCCAGGGCAACGCCGUGGAGGUCCAGACCUACCAACCUCCCUGGAAGGCGCUCAGUGAUUUCGCCUUGCAAAGUGAAUUGGACCAGCCCGCCUUUCAGCAACUGGUCUCCUUUUCGGAAUCCGGCUCCUUGGGGAACUCCUCCGGCAGUGACGUGACUUCCUUGUCUUCCCAGCUCCCCGAUACCCCCAACAGCAUGGUUCCCAGCCCGGUGGAGACGUGAAGCUGCCCGCCCCCCCCCUCCACGGACUUGCGCAUGCUCCUGCCCCCCUGCAUGAGUUCCUGACCUCCGAGCAGAACUCGACUCUUUAAAUUAUUUAUCUUUAUUU